CGUCGCUUCCCCGAGGCAGGUGGGCUUGUUCUAUCCGGUGACGAACCAACGCUCUUUCCUCCUCGGUGAUCCUCGAAAAUCUCCUAGGAGAACUGACCGACCCGAGGAGUGGGGACAGUGCACCCCCUCCGGUUUUCUUCUCGGACAGGCAAUUCAGUGUUGCUUCGCGGUACACGAGUUUCACGUUAACGAUCGAGGAAACGCGGUACUGCGAGUGUCGCAGCGCCGUGUGGACUCUGCUGCAGUCAGUGAUCGUAAAGAGUAGUACCGAGAGCGAAGGGGUGAAAAGAAAAGGGAUGAUCGUAGGUGCGCGCGUGAGACGAGAUUCUUACGGCUCCUCAUGAAGAGUCCGCUUCCCGGUGAAGGAACUGAGAGAACGGUGUGCCGAUCGGUGCGCUGGCUCGUCGAAGAACUUCAGAGUUCGGGAAAGGACGACUGGCGAGCACCUUGACGAACUUCCAGCUGCAAACUGCAAACUCGCAAGUUCGCCACGAGGGUCCAACGAAGAAGAACCACCGCGGGACCUGCCUCUCCUUCCUCAACGGAGACUUCCUUAAAUCUAUCUGGGAUACGUCGGCCAAAGUGUUCGUAAUAAAUGAAGAAUCUCUCUUCGUUUCCCUAGACGGCGAAAGUGUAACACAAUACUUCAAACUCCACCCGUAACUAUUCAUCACCGCGCGUACGGAACGUCGAAACUAUCACGCCGUGUUCCCCUUCGAACACCAACGAAUGAAAAAUUACACGUCAACGUCCGUUUGCCUUCCCUUCAACGGAACUGAAGUGUUUAUUUCCGAAACCCUGGGAAAGUUAUAUAUGAAAAUGUUGCCGGCCAUCCUCUCGAUCAAUUACAGCUCGAUGAGUCACGUGUCCACUCGAUAAAAUCCCCUGCCAUCCAGCGAAGUGAUCUGUCUGAGAAACCUAAAUUUUGUUCAACCGCUUUGCCUACGUACACCAAGUGCUUUCUCAUUUUUUUUACUGUUCGAUGCAAGAGGUCGUCGAAUCCUGCGAAUUGGAAUAAGAUUCUUUGCCGAAGUUUGCACGGCUUUUUGAACGAGAGAGAAAAAGGAGACAGGGAGAUGGAAAGAAAGUUUCGAUCGUUUCGUAGAUCCUCCCGCGAGAAGAAUUUCAGAUGGAAAUAAGUUAUUGCCGUUACUUUCAGCGCAUCUGUCGAUGAAAGAGCGUUAACGGGCGAAAUUCCAGUACCAAACCGAUUUCCAAUAAUCGAGGCUUCGUUCUCGAACUUUCGCUCGUAACUUUGAAAAUAACGAAGUAUAGAGGGGGAACCUUGAAACACCGGCGAGAACGAUAAUUUGUCUUUCCGUCGAAACGAAGAUUUUCCUUUUGUUUUUUUUUUUCUAACAAAGUCAAUUCCGUGAACGACACGCAAGACAAGAUUGUUGGAAUUGUCGAAGAACAGCACUGUUAAAUUUUGAUAAUUGUAUACAUUUAACGGUAGAACCUACGACUGACGUACAGUCCUUGAGACACGCACAAAAGGAACUUGAAGCGAUUGAAGACUUAUAUCAUACACGUUAAUUAAUCAUUGACGAAACUACGAUAAUAAAGUUAAAGGGCAGAAGUUAAAAUCGUCGAACAUCCACUGACAAUGAGACAGAUUCUAGAAACAGAUGCAUCGUAGAGUUCGACCGUCACCUGUCCGAACGAAUCAUUGAAACAAAAAAGAAGAAGAAGAAGAAGAGAAGGAGGAGGAAGAAAAAGAAAAAGGAAGAAAAAGACCGAGACGUUGGAAGGAAAAGCACUAAAAAGCAGCUGACUCCUGGUGCUGGGAUGCCCCCAUGACAAAAGGGAGGCACGUGGUGAUGUCUUGUUGUUGUUGGUGCUGCGACAACCUCGGCGGUGCCGGUUCUUCAAGUGCUGGUGCUGGGGGUGUUGUUACGGGUGCGUCUGGCGGCAGUGUUGUAGUCGGUACUAACGCCAACAACGCCGGUGGUGGCGGUCUCGGUAUUGCUUCCGGUCUUUCAGCGAUGCUGUCGUUGGUAGUCGUCACCGUUGCCAUCAGUACAGGAGAGUGGCUUCUGACGGAAGAGAAACUACCAAAAACUUCAUCGAACGCCUCUGCGGAACCAGACAGCAAAGUUACGUACAGUGGUCUGUGGAGAGUCUGCGUUGCCAUAAGCUCCCGCAUGGAGUACGAGUGCUCGAGCAUCGACUAUUUCCCGAACGAGGAGUACAGUCCGGAUCCCAGCGAUUCAACCAUGGCAAUACCAUAUGCAGUUACCAAGUCGGCAAUGUUCUUCUUCGCUGCAACAUCGCUGCUGGUGGUGGCCGAAGUUUGUUACUUCACGGCUCACGUUACUCAUCCGAGACACAGGCUCUGCGUCUUUGUCGCCGGCGUGGUCUUCAUAGUUUCCGGUUUGUUAAUGCUGGUGGGAAUGGUGAUGUACAUAUCUGUAUUCAAAGCUGAAGUUGGUAGCAAACUUAGACCAAGGUCAUCGUUUCAGGGGCCACCCUUCACCUACAGGUACGGAUUCUCAUUUCUGCUGUACGUGAGCGGCUUCAUCACGACCGAGGUCGCCGGCACUUACGCCAUUUUCUUGUACAUCUCCUGGCAUCAGAAAGAACUGGUACGGAGAGACUCCAGGCGAAAAAAUUACGGGGGCGUGUAUCACUUGGACAAUCACCACGUGCAUCAUGCAAAUCACGCGACUAUAGGCCACAGCGGUUUCCUUUGCGAGAGGCAUCAGAAGAGAUACUUCUUCGGCAGGGAUUCGGUGGAUCACGUCGACUUCGACGAGUUUUUACCGCCGCCGCCAAAUUUGGACUAUCACGAUUAUUCCAGACAAUUCCCAAGGGACCUCACCACGCAAACGGUGAGCACGACAGCCGACGUCCUGCAGGAAGAGGAAGAGGAAUACAGUCCGAGUGUUCAACACGAGUUCGUGACUUUUGAUCUUGACGAACCUCUGCCUCCUCCGCCGCCGGUCAGGGCUGGUGAAUGGACCUUCGACACGCUGAGAAAAACGACUCCCGUCUGAUAUACCGUCAGAUACGCGAGGCUGGUGCAAAGCGUUGAAAGCGACGAGGAGGAGGACGCGGAAACCGAGGAGGAGGACCACGACAUAGCUGGCGAUUAAACAAAUCGACUCGCUUUUUAAUGAGAUGCCGUACAACCGCGGGAUCGGGAAGCUUUCAUCGUUUCAAACUCCAUUGGAAAGCAAUACAAAAGCAGACACGGAAGCAACGGAAACACGGAUCGAUGGAUUAUCGAAUUUCGGUUCUUAAUAAUUCGUCGAACUUCUCCUUCGUCUCGCGGAAUGUAACUUCUCUGACUGAACGCGAAGAAAAGAGAAGAAUCGCACAAUCCGUAAAUAACAAUAAAGUGAAGCAGCAUUAAUUAAAUACGUAUGUACGACCUUUCAGUUUGUUUUCUCGUGUAUUUUUUUACUCGAUAUUGCCCGUUGUCUAUUGAAAGAGACACGAAGAACAUUUCAAGACGAUAAACGUGAGGCCAUCUUUGUUUGAAUGAUUUCAAUCAGCUGAUUGACUGCCAACCUCGAUCUUCCAUUUUUGUACACGAGACAAAUAUGAUAUAAUUUUUAAAACGAACCGUCCCAUUGAAAGAGGAUAAGAAUUUCCAAGAUAUGGAAACAGAGCUUAAUGGUAAUUGAUUUAACGAUUCGUCGAAUUUGUAUCUGUACGAAAGUUUACGUAGCGUGUAGAAUUUUUAGCGAAUAAUUAUUGCGCGAGUAAUCGUAGAGAGAUUACGUUAGAGAGAUUCUUGAAUUUGUCGAAAAGGAAUUUUCGUCGUUUUGUAUUGCGAUUGUUGACGCUGUUAUAAUUUCCUAGUCGUUAGGAUUGUUUGUAUUUGUGUUUGGUAGAAUUUUUACGGAGAGGAACGAAGAAGAUGUUUUCCAAAAGACUGCAACAUAUAUCUGCCAUAACUGAAAGCAAUUGAAACUGUAAAUCGAUUAAGUCUCUAGGUGCGUAAGCAUUAGUGUGUUUUCAAUACACGAACAUCCAACGUUUUACAUUUAAUGCCGUGGGGAUCAGAAAGAAUCGAUUAAGAUCACUUAAAGCUAAGACGAAUGAAUGAUUCUAACGAUUCUUGCAGAUGAUCUCAAAUUGCAGAAUAAGGUCUUUGUAGUGUUAAAACUAAAACGAUUGUAAACCUGUACCAAAAACUGCAAUGCCGAUGAAAAUGUUGAUUGAUCAAUUGGAAAAUGGAACGCGAGAUUUAUGAACGCGAUCAACUAUAUUCAGGAAGAAUGUUUGCCAAAUGAGAAAGAAGGAAUUGCAAUUAUGAAUUUAAAAAAUACAACAGAGAUAUGUUGAUCCUAUCACAAACUUGUUAAAAAGACCCAUCUAACUAAAGGAAAUGUACUGUACAGAACAUAUAAUAUUGUUACAUCAUUAAUGUCUGAGAAUUUUUAACACAAUUAAAUAGUUGAUAAGUUUUUUAUACAGUAGUCAAUUUUCCACCAGAAUUUAUAUAUAUAUAUAAUAUUUAUAUAUAUAUAUUAUAGACAUAUAUUGAUUAAACAAAGAAGAAAGUUAUUAAGAUGAUCGAUCAAUAGCUAGUCAAUCGAAUAAAUAAGAAAGAUUUGAUUAAAAGUGUGAUGAAAUGCUAUCUAUUUAUGACUUUCUUUUUUAAUUUUCUAUUCAUCAUGUUGAACGUUAUUAUCAUAAAACUUUGGCUAAUAACUUUAUCCUUUAGUAACAGCCAUGUUUAUACAACGUAUUAUGUAUAAUAUUUUCUUGUUCCUAUUUCUGAAUAAUUUUUAUGUACCUACAGCUUUCCAGUCACAUAGAAAUACGUACAUACUUAUAUAAAAAAAAAAACAUUGUCACAUAAAAUACUCAAUUUAAAUUUACAAAAAUGUUCCUCCAAUAAAUUCAAUUAAUUAAUUAAAUAUGUACAUCAUCUUUUAACUUUUAUCUUCAGUGAAAGAGACAUCAAAUUUUUAACGACACGAAUAAAACGGUAUGUUCAUUCUGUGUGACUGGAACAUAAUUGUUGCCAAGUGCAAAGAGAUUUCUUUCCCGAUUUUACACGCAAUUACUACUUGUAAAUAAAUUCAAAUAUUUGCAACGCGAUAUACGAUAAUAAAAUGUAUUGCCAAGGAAAAUUCAUUUUGUAUUGUACAUUUGUAAUACUCAGAGUCAAAUCAUUAAAUAUGACUCUCUAAAAGACUUUCUCAUAGGGUUUAAGUAAAAUAAAGGAAAAGUGGCCAAUUGCCACCGUCUAAUAAAGUGAGAAGGAAACCGAUUAACUUAUAGGACACGAUAUUUGUCCUGGAAACGAAGGACGUAAAAAAUGUUUCUUGAAACGUUGCCAUUGUUUAUAAAAUAAUCCAUGUUCACUAGCAUGUAAUAGAAGUUUAUUGUUUAUGUAUUCGAUGGAGAUAAGCUUGCUCUAAACUUUACAAUUUGUACAAUAAAGUUUCUUCAAAUUAAA
This is a messenger RNA of Frieseomelitta varia, 5416 nucleotides long. RefSeq names its product voltage-dependent calcium channel gamma-7 subunit (gene Stg-1). Gene Ontology annotation, cellular component: postsynaptic density membrane; AMPA glutamate receptor complex. The record is from RefSeq and is a predicted model, not a curated record. NCBI's taxonomy places the organism in Eukaryota, Metazoa, Arthropoda, Insecta, Hymenoptera, Apidae. Gene Ontology annotation, molecular function: voltage-gated calcium channel activity; channel regulator activity. The transcript is spliced from 9 exons. The coding region runs from base 1797 to 2996 and encodes 399 amino acids. Gene Ontology annotation, biological process: neurotransmitter receptor internalization; neurotransmitter receptor transport, postsynaptic endosome to lysosome; transmission of nerve impulse.